ACCGCAGACACAUCGGACAGAAGCAAACUGUGUGACAGCAAAAUCUGUGCAUAAAAGAUGGCAGAUGCACCAGUUGCAACUCCCGCAGAGAAGAAGGCACCCCCCAAAUUCAAGCAGAGGACUCAACGUACCUUCAAGAGCAAGGCCCCCAAACCAGGCCAGAAGGGAUUUGGAGAUGACAUCCCCGGCAUGGAGGGUCUUGGCACCGACAUCACAGUGGUCUGCCCAUGGGAAGCCUUCGGUGACAUGGAGCUCAGCGACCUGGCGAAAUAUGGAAUUGUCUAGAAACCCUGCUGUGUCAUCACCAUAACUACUUUACCUCCCUGCACAGAUUUUCCUUCGCCCUGUCCUCCUCUCUUGCCCUGGUCUCCUUCACCGACCAAAAUACCUGACGUGAUAUCUGCUGUUCUGUUAGGCCCACAUGGGUUUUGACAGACAUUGAACAGAAAUUGAUACCCAAAGCUGAUCCAAAUUGUGUAAAAUUGGCAAUUGCAAUUUAAAAGUUAUUUUAUUAUUGAUUUGCUUACUGAAGUGUCUCUGCUUACGCAAUAACGCCAGACAUUUUUCCCCAAUACUUUGCACUUGGCUUGUAUAUUUCUGAGAGACAAUGGGUUUGAUCGCUGUUUCUACAGUACAUCAACACUAAACACUUGCUCCUCUCUCCUGCCUUUUCCACUCAAUGACCCUCCCCCUCUUUGGAGAUAUUCCUUUUUUAUGUACAGCUGCUUAUGAGAUAUAUAUUUAUUUUUAUGAACUAUGAUUGUAAAUGUGUGCACA
Micropterus dolomieu (smallmouth bass) is the source of this 777-nucleotide messenger RNA. RefSeq names its product retinal cone rhodopsin-sensitive cGMP 3',5'-cyclic phosphodiesterase subunit gamma-like. The coding region runs from base 58 to 285 and encodes 75 amino acids. The transcript has 3 exons. Gene Ontology annotation, molecular function: cGMP binding; 3',5'-cyclic-nucleotide phosphodiesterase activity. Gene Ontology annotation, biological process: visual perception; positive regulation of G protein-coupled receptor signaling pathway; positive regulation of epidermal growth factor receptor signaling pathway. Gene Ontology annotation, cellular component: photoreceptor outer segment membrane. The record is from RefSeq and is a predicted model, not a curated record. Lineage: Eukaryota; Metazoa; Chordata; Actinopteri; Centrarchiformes; Centrarchidae.